Anastrepha ludens (Mexican fruit fly) is the source of this 790-nucleotide messenger RNA. RefSeq lists its product as uncharacterized. The transcript has 2 exons. The coding region runs from base 1 to 753 and encodes 250 amino acids. Gene Ontology annotation, molecular function: odorant binding. NCBI's taxonomy places the organism in Eukaryota, Metazoa, Arthropoda, Insecta, Diptera, Tephritidae. The record is from RefSeq and is a predicted model, not a curated record.
AUGUACUAUCCAAUUAGCCUCUUGACCAUUUUGCUAGGUGCUUCGGUGCAAAAUGCAAAGUCACGUUACAUUUCACUCUCUUUCAACAUAUCUCUAACAAUGGAUGAAGAUCACCAAAAACAGCAACAACAACAACGCACAUCAGCCUACGCCACCGUCUUGCGCUCGUGCAUGAAAGAGAUCGAAUUCACCAAGGCUGAGUUGCAACGCUUUCGUCUGAGUUUACUCUCACGCGACCCAGAAGUGUUGAAAAGCGCCAAAGAGCAAACUGCGCAGCAGCGUAGAGUGGCGGAAAUUGAAGAAGAUGAUUCAUUACACACAGAAGCAGCGAACCGUUAUGAAACUCGAUUUAAAGAGAAUACACCACAAAAUAAUGCUAUAGCGUAUGAAGAUGCGAAAGUGUUUGGAAGUGAUGAAGAAGCAUUGCAGUGUUUCGUCUAUUGCCUCUAUGAGCAAUUGGUUCUUACUUCGAAGAGUGUAUAUAUGGAGUAUGAACUUUUUGCCAAAUUGUAUGCGAUUUUGGGACGUGAGCGGCAUUUGGUGAAAGAGUGUUUGAAUUUCAAUAUGAACAAUAAAUGUGAAUCCUCAUACAAAAUGCGAUUGUGCAAUUCGCGACUGCAGAUGCUGGAAUCGGAGGAGCGUCUGCGUGAUGCAUUUGAGUAUGGAGGGCGCGCUGAUGAGUCAGUAGUGGAAGAGGAUAAUGAUGUAGAUAUGGGAGAGAACCAGAAAGAGAACACAACGCAGACACAAUAAUCCUAACCAAGAUGCGAUGCCUUUUAAUGUUACUAAA